This is a messenger RNA of Aedes aegypti (yellow fever mosquito), 1386 nucleotides long. RefSeq lists its product as uncharacterized. Lineage: Eukaryota; Metazoa; Arthropoda; Insecta; Diptera; Culicidae. The record is from RefSeq and is a predicted model, not a curated record. The transcript has 4 exons. The coding region runs from base 349 to 1365 and encodes 338 amino acids.
ACACCGAGGAACCUGUACACACACCAAGUGUGCCUUUGGCGGAAGGUAAUUAAAAUUCCGUUUCCCUGUCCUUUGCUCCAUAAACAGGGGGCGACGACGACGACGACGACAGUCAACUUUACCGUUCGAUCCGAUUCGGACGAACUUUUUAUUAUUUCGGGGGUGGGUGGUGGAUAAAAUUUGCAUUCGAAAGUUCGAACUCGGGCAGCUAAUUGGAAGUUACGUUUAGUCCUGCUUCCGGCGGUGAGUGUGGCUUUCCGGAGAAAUUAAUCAACGGAAGCUCUGAGUAAUUUGCAGCUGACCACACAGGUUAUCCUCAGGAAUUAGCGAGAUCUCACCGGAGACACCAUGGAGUACGUGUUCGACAUCUUCUUCGAGGAGUGCUUCCUGACGAUGGAGCGCAGCGGGCUGAAAAGUCGCAGCGGUCGGAGGGACGUGAUUGACCACCUGAAUUCGGUCAUUUCCGGGUGUAUUGAGGGUCGACCGACGGCCACGGCUCAGUUGGCGGUCGGGUUGGCCGUUAAAUCGGCUAUUGAUUACCACCGGAAGAUGAAGGACGACAAUUUUCGGGUCUGCAUGAUGGGAAAGUAUCACAACGUGCUGUAUAUUGCGAUGAGGAUCGCGUGGGACUGGAGCUUGGAGGACUCGGAGGUGAUUCGGUUGCUACUGGAGGAAAUCUACGCGUGUGAGAAGACUUUCGAGAGGCUAUUUUUGGGAGCGUUGUUUGGAUCGAAUGCUCCGCAUUUCAUUGCCGGGUGGAAGAGCGAUUUCAAGGAUCAGGAUGAAAAUCUGAGAGCGAUGGUCUUCUUUCUGCACCAUGCCGGUAAAACGAGACUGAAAUUUCCAAGUUAUUCGUAUAUCUAUCGAGAUAUUGUGCCAACGAAAUUCAUUGACAUUCCAAUUGAGUCCUGUGGUAAGGCCGCGCCUCUUCGCGUUGCCAUACAGGCUUCUGCUCCAGAUACUCUGAUGAUUCUGUUGCGCCAAGGAGCGGAUCCCAAUCCGGACGACGGAGGAUCUUCCCCGAUCAUUAGCCUACUGGACAAGCUCCGCGAAUACGAAAACCGAUCCUAUCCGUACCAGCUGGUGUCCUGUCUGAAACUACUGCUCCGUUGCACCAUCAUGGUCGAGCUUCCCUACAAGCCCCACCUUUUCCACGUCCGAAAGGAGAUGUUCCAAACCAAGUACCGUCUACUCCUCGAGGAUAACCUCAUCCCUAUAGAUCAGCUAUUCGGAGUGCCAACCCUCAAAUCCAUCUGCCGGUGCCACGUACGUGAUCAGCUUCGGAACAACUUCCAGCUACCGCGCGGUAUCAAUCGACUCAAUGUGCCACGUAAAAUUAUGAAAUAUAUCGACUUGUUGGAUUGAUUGCUUUUGCUCACUCUCGUA